AUGGAGCUCCAGGUGGCUACCUUAGGAUUUUUGCCCAAUCUGAACUCUCCCACCGCUCCAUCGACGUUUUCUCAAGUCAAUGGCGGUGGUGUAUUUAUCACUGCAGCACCGCAAGGAUGCUUCUUCGACACUCUAUACCACGCAGUUUCGUUCGCUUCUCUUAGCUGUUUUGACCGUGUACUAGAAAAGGAUGUUUUUCUUACUUUCGGUCAAAUCCACGAAGACAUCACUGAAGCGGUGUUCGGACUCGGACCACCCACUCGUGUGCUCUUGAUGCAGUUGCAAAAAAGGAAAGGAACUCUGAUCGCUAAGCGAUCAUUCCUGCAUCAGAUACGGCGCAUCGCUUUCUCAGGAAUAGGAGAGCUGUUGGCUCACCUUGAUUCAUCCAAAGGUCUCCGAAUAAGCGAUCAUUCCUGCAUCAGAUACGGCAAACAAGAAAUACAACCCUCACAUCACGAUGACAUCAUCGAACUUCACAACGCGCCUCACAAGAAACCAAAAGUGGAUGGAGCCCGUGCUUUGGCCAACGAACUCACCAAUCUUGCCGAGCUCAUCAUCUAUUCAUGGAGCUUCCCAGGAUCUCAUUACUCCUUUUGGUUCGUCGACAGAAGUUCUCCUUCGGAUGUCGAUCCAUCAAAAGCGUCAAUCGCGCUCGGGGAAGACUUGGUCUUCAAGACCCUCAUGGUUAUUAUGAGCCGGAUAUUCGAAAGGCAGCUCUCGCUCCGGUACAAAGCCGUCGAAACUGCCGUGCGGCUCCGCCGCACCUGCGAUCAUUUUAACACGGCCCUAACGGCCAUCCAACGUGUGGAGAACCGCCUGGGGACGAAGAAGAAGCCAGACGGGGAAGCGGUGGAGCUUGAUAAGGCGAAGACUCUUCGCAAGAUUCUGGGUGUCCUCAUGGGCAUCUAUGAUGUCAUGCGUUUUACCUUUAACCGCUCUGCUUUCGUACACAGGCACCUUCCUCCUAGCAACCGGAGACGCCAUUGUAAAAUAUCCAUCUGCGAACAAUCUGGAUAUCGCAUACCCUGUGAGGGACGGAGUAAUUACGUGUCGACGUUUCGCUCCAAAUCCGGUAUCGUCCUCGUCAUCGUUGCCGCGAAGAUCUUCACCAGCCGGCUGGCAGAACUUACCAAGCUUAUCGAUUUCUCAAUUCGCAAGAUCAUGCAGCUACGCGUUUUCUAUGCUCAUUCUGUUAAUCGCUGCAAGAACGUCAACGCUGAGCCUCUUUUCAUGGAGAACAGGCAUCUGCUAAAAUGUAUCAAGGAUGGCAGCGCGAAGCCUGGUCAAGAAAGGUUUCUUGUCCUAACAACUCCGGUGUGCUACGACAAAUAUGUGCAAGGCAUUCUCAAGAGCGGAUGGGUGCACAACUUCUCCGCUGGUCAAAUCUAUGUUGAUGAAUUCCAUGAAACGAAAUCGGAUGACGCGCCGUCUUAUGGAGGUGCGAUCAGUGCUGAUGAGCCAGGGUUCGGUAAGGUUUGUAUUCUCGUUUCCUUUCAAGUGCCCGACAGCAUUCUGUGA
Letharia lupina is the source of this 1518-nucleotide messenger RNA. RefSeq lists its product as uncharacterized. The transcript has 5 exons. Lineage: Eukaryota; Fungi; Ascomycota; Lecanoromycetes; Lecanorales; Parmeliaceae. The record is from RefSeq and is a predicted model, not a curated record. Bases 1 to 1518 code for a protein of 505 amino acids.